AUGGCUGAGGCUGUAUACUUUCGUCUGUUCCUACCGCGCCCCGUGUGCCACGUCUUUAUUCUGUCUUUGGCUUCUUUCACCAGGGCACUCAGCCUUCCCACCACCGACUUGAGCUUCGACGACUGUCGACGCAUUCGCACUGCGGCUCAGCUCAAUCUUCCAAUGGCCUGUCAUAUCAUCGAGUACGGUAGACUGACUCGGAUGCUCUUUUCCACCGAUUUAGCCGUGGAAAGUCCAGGUGUGGAUUCUGUAGCCAAGCAAAGCCGCCUCCUCCGCAUAACCAAUAGGCUGAGGGAAAUUGCCGAGGCCACUCGCUCGUGGCACACCCAGCUUUCCACCUGCCACUGGCCUUCUCCGGCUCUGGCUAACCUGGAGCCUAUCUUUCUGCACGACGGUAGACCCGAGGAGAAAGCUGUCAGUCUCCUGCGACAGCUCACCUCCGCCCUGCCCAAGGUGCCUCCCGACUCCAGUCUCUCUCUCUUUCUCUUGUGUAUUACUGUUUUUGUUGUUCUCGUGGUCGCUCUGACUGACCUCAUCCUAACGUCUGUGGUUGAAAAAUCAAUGCAA
Molecule: messenger RNA, 567 nt
Organism: Dibothriocephalus latus
Lineage: Eukaryota; Metazoa; Platyhelminthes; Cestoda; Diphyllobothriidea; Diphyllobothriidae
Source: the annotation of a GenBank genome assembly